AUGUUUGGCCACCAGUACAUGUGCAGUGCGUGCUGUCUGAACCGCUUCCUCCUCGUUCUAACCGACAGCUUAGCGGCUCUGGUUACAUUCUGGAUCUAUGAUUAUGUUUGUUCCCUUCGCGAGGAGUCGCGCUGGACCAAGAUAAAAGGCCUUUAUAUCAUUGCACGAUAUGUCCCCUUUGUCUUCAUCACCGCAGAACUAUAUCUGGUCUUUCAUCCGAACGAGAACCCUGAUAAUUGCCGGGUGUUGGUCUAUAUCUUGUCAUAUUCCGGUCUGGUAUCAUUCGCUUGUUCUGAAUGUAUCUAUCCUUUCCCCGCGAGACACGUGCUCCUGAUCCAAUUGACCUAG
Messenger RNA from Suillus clintonianus, 348 nucleotides. RefSeq lists its product as uncharacterized. The transcript is spliced from 6 exons. The record is from RefSeq and is a predicted model, not a curated record. Bases 1 to 348 code for a protein of 115 amino acids. Lineage: Eukaryota; Fungi; Basidiomycota; Agaricomycetes; Boletales; Suillaceae.